This is a messenger RNA of Sabethes cyaneus, 1422 nucleotides long. RefSeq names its product enteropeptidase-like. Bases 1 to 1422 code for a protein of 473 amino acids. Gene Ontology annotation, molecular function: serine-type endopeptidase activity. Gene Ontology annotation, biological process: proteolysis. NCBI's taxonomy places the organism in Eukaryota, Metazoa, Arthropoda, Insecta, Diptera, Culicidae. The transcript is spliced from 3 exons. The record is from RefSeq and is a predicted model, not a curated record.
AUGAAGAACUCAUUCAUAAUCACACUGUCUGCAGUGUUAGUUACGGUUAGUUGUGCUAACAAAGUUUUAUCGAAGUGUGGAAUUCCAAAGAUUGCUGGUAAGGAAUUGAUCACCAAUGGACAGGCCACUGAUCCGGGGGACUGGCCGUGGCAUGCAGCCAUCUUUCAUAGCAAUGGUCCGUCAACGGAAUAUGUGUGCGGUGGAACCAUAAUCAGCGAAGAAUUCAUCGUAACGGCGGCUCACUGCGUCAUGAAUGCGAAAAACGGGUUUCCCCUGGCACCGAGUCGUAUAACGGUUCGGUUGGGAAUUCACGAUCUGCUUGAAAUAAAUCCCGCAUUUGUGCAACAGCAUAAAGUCGAGAAAGUUUUUAAGUUUGAAAAUUUCACUCGAUUAGUCGAUGACAUUGCGUUGAUUAAGCUUAGUACAAUCAUUCGCUUUACCGAUUACGUUCAACCGGCUUGUAUGAAUGUAGAACCAGAUAUCAUCGGCAGAUAUGGCACUGUUGUUGGAUGGGGGUUAACGGAAAGCGACGAAACGUCUCCAAUUUUGAAAAAGGUGGACAUUCCGGUGAUCGAUCCCGUUGCGUGCUUAAAAACCGACCGAGUACUGUUCGGUCAAACUAUAAACGAUGGUCUAUUCUGUGCCGGAUAUACAAACGGAACCGGUGUCUGCAAUGGUGAUAGUGGUGGAGGAUUAUUUUUUCCAAGAGGCAAUAGGUGGUUCUUGGGUGGCAUCGUGUCCUUCUCGCAGGCUAGAUCGGCUGGAUCCAAUAAAUGUUAUAUGAAGGGAUAUGGAGCGUUCACUAAGGUACAGCAUUAUAUCACGUGGAUCAGUGAGAUCACGGGAAUGAAUUUUCAGCGUAACACCAAAGUGCGUCUAGGUGAGCAUACACUUAAUCAGUAUUACGACUGCAAUGACGGCGGUGAGGAUUGUGCUCCACCCGUCCAAGAUUACAACGUCGAGUGUAUCACUAUACAUUCAGGGUUUAACAGCGGAGUUUUCACCGAUGACAUAGCUCUGCUCCGUUUGACCGAAGAUGUUCACUUUGAAGGUCAUAUUCAACCGAUUUGCUUGCCACACACGCGGUACCUCAGAAGCUACCAGCCACCUUACUAUGUUACCUCUGGAUGGGACAAGUCGUGGGAACUGGAAAAAGCGACCGUUACGUCAACCAACAGUUCCGAUUGUUACAAGUAUUCCAACACGGUCGAGCAAAUUCCCGAUAGGCGGUUGUGUGUAAACAAUUACAGUAAUGAUACUUGUAUCGGCGAUUCUGGAGCACCAUUGGGAUAUGCAGUCGACCUUUACGGAACGCAAUUUGUGCAGUUCGGUAUUAGAGGGUGGUACUGUGGUUUAAAAGUAACACCUGUUACUAAAGUAGCUUAUUACAUGGACUGGAUCAUUGCCAAUAUGAAACCGUGA